ACCGAUUAAAUUUCCGUCAGACCAAACCGGUGGCUUCACCGGGUUGGCCCCGGUCGGGGUUUUAAAACCAUGCCCUAAACCCCCUCCUCUCCUCUGUGCGCACAACCGCCUCUCUUCUCCAGGCAUAGCCGCGCCACCCUCGAAGCACAGGCCACGCACAGCUGCAUUCUCAUCUCCUCUCUUAUGCGAAUAUUCCAGUGAUCAAUUCGCCUCAAGUGUGAUGGAAGCCAAAUUCUUUCGAUUUCUCAAGAUCGUGGGUGUUGGAUUUAAAGCCAGAGCCGAAUCAGAAGGUCGUCUCCUGUAUCUGAAAUUGGGAUACAGUCAUGAGGUAGAACUGACUGUUCCACCUGCGGUGCGUGUCUUCUGCUUCAAGCCAAACAUAGUUUGCUGUACUGGGAUUGAUAAGCAGAGGGUGCAUCAGUUUGCUGCUUCUGUUCGUAGUUGCAAGCCUCCUGAAGUUUACAAAGGCAAGGGUAUAAUGUACAUCGAUGAAGUUAUCAAAAAGAAAGAAGGAAAGAAAAAAUGAUGGCAGUUUUUUUUUAUUCUUAUUAUUGUAAUUGUUUGUUCUGCUGUAUGGAUUUUGAAAAAAUGUAGGACAAAUUUGUAUUAGGUAGAAUUUUACGUAAUCCAAAUUCAACCUUACAAA
Messenger RNA from Malania oleifera, 646 nucleotides. Its product is annotated as large ribosomal subunit protein uL6m. The record is from RefSeq and is a predicted model, not a curated record. Gene Ontology annotation, molecular function: structural constituent of ribosome; rRNA binding. Gene Ontology annotation, biological process: translation. Gene Ontology annotation, cellular component: ribosome. NCBI's taxonomy places the organism in Eukaryota, Viridiplantae, Streptophyta, Magnoliopsida, Santalales, Ximeniaceae. Bases 221 to 526 code for a protein of 101 amino acids. The transcript is spliced from 2 exons.